Molecule: messenger RNA, 1815 nt
Organism: Batrachochytrium dendrobatidis JAM81
Lineage: Eukaryota; Fungi; Chytridiomycota; Chytridiomycetes; Rhizophydiales
Exons: 13
Biological process (GO): establishment of sister chromatid cohesion; nucleobase-containing compound metabolic process
Cellular component (GO): nucleus
Molecular function (GO): hydrolase activity, acting on acid anhydrides, in phosphorus-containing anhydrides; DNA binding; ATP binding
Source: RefSeq, a predicted model, not a curated record
AAUAUCAAAUGUGUUACACUUGGGUCUCGUAAAAAUCUCUGUAUUAAUCAGAGUGUGACAAGACUACAAUCACUGCAUAGAAUUAACGACAAAUGCCUGGAUUUACAAAAAGAUAAAUCGUCCAAAUCAUCUGGCGGAUGUCCCUACCUUACCGAGGAUCCAGUGCAAAUGGUUACUUUUGAUGACACUAUCCACGCGCGUAUUCGUGAUAUCGAAGAAAUUGUUCAAGCAGGAAGAAAGAGUGCUACUUGUCCAUACUAUGGUGCUCGGCAUACAGCCAAAUCAUCCGAGAUCAUUUGUAUACCGUACAACUUGCUACUUCAACGAUCGACAAGAGAAUCAAUAGGACUUCGCCUUAAAAACAAUAUUAUUAUACUAGGCAAGUAUACACUUUUUUGCCUGUUAGAUGAAGCGCACAACAUUAUUGAGUCUGUAAAUUCAUUAUACAGUCACACCAUCUCUCUUGAUCAAAUACUCGAUUGCAAGACUCAUCUUUCUAAAUAUUUUGAAAGGUAUAAAAACAGACUGGCUGGUCGCAACAUGGUUUAUGUCAAACAAUUACUUGUUCUACUUGACACGCCCUAUAGUGCAGCAAAGUCAGCACAAGAGUCUAAUCAUGCCAUGUCUGUAAGCGAGUUUGUGGACAAGGCUGGAAUUGAUCAUUUCAAUCUCUUUAAAAUUCUCACUUAUCUUGAAAACAGUCGUUUACCAUUUAAACUUUUGGGAUUUGCUGUUUCAGAAACUCGUAAAGAAAAUAGCGAGACUGCCAAUUUUAUUCCUACAAGUGUAUCUCCGCUGUCAUUUAUGCAGUCGUUUUUGGCAUCAUUAACCGAUCCCGAUGUAAAUGGACGUAUUGUAUACAACUACAGCACAGAUCCACACCACUGCGUGUUUAAAUAUCUGUUGCUAAAUCCAGCCGAUUGCUUUGCACCUAUUUUGAAGCAAGCUCGAUCUGUGGUAUUUACUGGCGGAACAAUGUCUCCUAUCCAUGAUUUCAUUGAGCAGCUGCUUCCUUCUGUUCAACAUGAUCGACUUGAUGUUUUUUCUUGUGGACAUGUCAUCAAUUCUACGUCAUUGCUGCCUAUAUGUGUCUCGCAAGGACCAACUGGAUUGGAUUUCAAUUUUUCUCAUGAGAAGCGAGUUGACACAAACAUGAUGGACGAGGCAGGUGCAGCUAUAGCCAAUUACAGUAAUGUGAUUUCGGGCGGUAUUGUCGUGUUUUUUGUUUCGUAUUCUUAUUUGGACGCCAUAGUAAAGCAGUGGAAAUCAGGUGGUAUAUGGACCCGAAUAUCCAAAAAAAAGAAGAUCUUCAUUGAGCCCACAUCUGUUGGUGAGGUUGAUAAAGUGCUGCAAGAUUACUCUAGCACUAUUAGUAGAUCUCGUCAGACAGAUUUCAGCACAUCAACACUCACCGGAUCUAUGCUUUUGGCUGUGGUAUCAGGAAAGCUAAGCGAAGGAAUCAACUUUGCUGAUGAUAUGGGACGAGCAGUGAUUAUGGUUGGAAUUCCAUUUGCCAAUAUUGCUUCAAUAGAACUGCAAGAACGGAUGCGCUUUUUUGAUGUGCAGGUAAAUGCAAAAGAAACUGGAUCGGGCAUUACUGGUAAAGAGUACUACGAAAACAUUUGUAUGCGCGUAUUGUGCUUUGUAACAGGUCGCGCAAUCAGGCACAAGAAUGACUAUGCAGUCAUUAUAUUUCUAGACAUGCGGUUCAAGCGAGACCGUAUUGUAGCUAAAUUGCCGGAAUGGAUCCGUAAUUGUGGUUUGACAUUCCCGAAUCAGUUUGGGCCAUCUAUUGCCAUGAUUAGCAAGGUAUGA